Molecule: messenger RNA, 3954 nt
Organism: Lolium perenne
Lineage: Eukaryota; Viridiplantae; Streptophyta; Magnoliopsida; Poales; Poaceae
Molecular function (GO): ADP binding
Source: RefSeq, a predicted model, not a curated record
AAGCUAUUGCCAUGUUGUUGACUUCUUUCAGCAAAGGCGCACGGAACGCCUCCUUCGGGGAAGCCGCUGAGCUCUCCAACUCCAUCCCGUCAUCAUCAUCAUGGCUCUCCAGUCUAAAAUCCUCGACUCCUAAUUCUGUUGUCAGUCUCGCGUUUCUUGGACUUGGAGAACCUACUCCCCACUUAUUGAUUUUUCCACCAACAACUUGGCCAGGAUGUUUUCUCGCUGAGACGGAGAUCGGUAGCUUCUCUAUCCAGAUCGACCAAGGGGGAAUUGUGCUGCUGCCGGGCGCAUGCAUGCUAUCUGUUUGUGGAAUCGCCACAAUAUAGAACCGAUUCUUGAAUUCUUACAAGCAAAAGCUUCGUUCGUGCGGUGAGCUGAUUCCAGGAACAGUUGUUAUAGCGGUCUUGAGGCGAGGCCAUGGAAGUCGUGCAAACACUUGCCUCGGCGGUGCAGCUGGUGUCUGCAAUGGUGUCUGCGGUGGGAGCACUGGAGCAGGCGGCCGCGGACGCUGCGGAGGCUCCGAGGAGGCUCCAGGUGCUCGAGGAUUUCGUGUCCGACCUUGAGCUGCUGAUGCAGCAGGCUAAGCAGAAGCACGCUCACAAGAUGCACGGCCCGCAGCUGGAGCGUCAGUUCCAGAGCUUGAGCAGGCUCAUGGAUCAGCUCCGCGGCAAUAUCAUCAAGGCCAGGCGAGCCUUGAAGAAGGGCAAAGGGAAGGGCUUGGCCAGGGUGGUGUGGAGCUCGGUGGUGGGAGACCCACUCAUGAAGUAUAUCCAGCUGAUCAGGGAUGAUUUGAACUGGUGGCUGGAACUGCAGAAGCUGUCACAGAGCGUCGGCAAUGCCAUAGCAUCUACAGCCAAGGGUACACCAUCGUUGCUGAGAGUCAAGUCUGAACAUGGCUAUCCAGUGUCGACGAAAUGCAACUACGUUAGGGAGCUUUUGGAAAAGGAUGAUGGCCAUCGAGUUGUCCUCAUUGUUGGGCUAUCUGGUAUCGGGAAGUCGUGCCUCGCUCGACAGAUAGCUUCUGAGCCGCCUGAUAAUUUUGUGGAUGGUGCAAUUGAGAUUAGUUUCGGGCGGUGGUGCAGUAGAGCAGCAUGUAGUGGAAGCAGGAGUGAGUACCAUAAACGUCUUGUUAGGAAGAUAUGCAAAUUCCUAGUACAAAUUGGUUCCAUGACUGUGAAUGAGGACACGGCAAAAGAUCUUGAAGAUGUGUGUUGCUUGCUUCAGACCUCGUUGGUCGGAAGGAGCAUGUUAAUACUACUCGAUGACGUGUGGGAGCAAGACAUAGUUGAUCGCUUCACAAAGCUAUAUGAUAAUGAUUGCCGGUAUCUUGUGACAACAAGGGAUGAAGCAGUUUAUGAGAUAGCAGAAGCUGAAAAAGUAGAAAUAUCCAAAGAUGACAUCAAGAGAAUCAGCAAGGGCAUUCUUCUAUACCAUAGUCUUCUUAGUGCUGAAGAACUUCCGCCUGUUGCAGACGGCUUGCUAGACCGUUGUGGACACCAUCCCCUUACAGUUGCUGUGUUGGGUAAGGCUCUCAGGAAGGAGACCAGAGUAGAGAAAUGGGAGAAAGCAAUAUCCAACCUUUCCACAUAUGCAACUUGUGCACCAGGUCCAGUUUCAUAUGUCAACGAGAAAGAAGUCGAGACCACACUGACCAUCUUUGGAUCUUUUGAGUUCAGCUUGGAAGCAAUGCCUGCAAACUCCCGAAGGUUUUUCAUGGUCCUAGCAGCUAUUUCAUGGGAAGAACCUGUUCCAGAAGCAUGCCUGGAAUCCAUUUGGUCAGCACUUAUGCAGGACAGUUUAUUCCCUAUUGUGGUUUCAAAACUAGUAGAAGGCUCACUCAUCAUCAAAAUGGAAGACCAAUCAAUGUAUCAUAUGCAUGACAUGGUUUCUCUUUACCUUGAGGACAAAGCAAAUGAUGCUCUUCAUACUGUUUUGACUGAUUCAUUUCCUGAAUAUGCUGCAUUGGUGGCUCCUUGGCUUUUUAUUUUUGGCAAAGAGGGUGUGAAAGGGUCUGCUGAGCAGAAGAUGAGAUCAUUCUUUUCUUUGCUAGAGUUCUUGGAGAUUGGGAUCUUACUGGGAAGCACCACCCAAGCUCUCAUGGCAUGCAAAUCAAUAUCUGAAUUCGAGGCUAGCAGGAUUGGCUUCAGAAAAAUACUUGGACCUCAAAUAGCGGAGCUAAUUUCUGUUGGGUCACCAGCUCUCAUUGUUGCUGUCACCAAAGCCAUUACAGUCAUCUUUUUCAAUGCAGACUAUGCAAAUCUCGCCCAAUCUCUUGAAACAGCAGGUUCUGUCGAUAAAUUGAUCUGUGUUCUUCAUGGCUAUGAAGAUUCUUCAACUCUAGCUAACGUUUCUGCUGUUCUUGCCAAGGUAUCUGAGCAUGUCAGUGCCACAAUUGCCGACGAAAUUUUGGCAAGCAUUCCCAUGGAUCGAAUUGCAGAAUUAUUGUCUCCAGAAAAUGAGGAGUGGCAUGAAAUUGUGUUUACAACUUUAGCAUCUCUGAUAAAAGUGGGAAAUUUAAAGGCUGUUGAGAGAAUGAUUGAAGCAGGAGUUGACAAGAAGCUUCUGGUACUUCUGGGCUGUGGUUCUGAGAUCUCACAGCAUCAUGCAAUUAUCACACUAAAAACUUUCUGUGAGCUUGGUGCACCACUUCAAGAGUGCAUGGGGCCUGGAUUGUUGAUUCAUUUGCCAUGGCAUGCUCGGCUUACCUUGGAGAGAUUUGUUUUAUCGGACCAGAAUGUAGCCCCAUCACCGAAGCCUCAAUAUUUCGAGGUGCUUCUUCACAGGAUUCUACGGACAGAUAACAAAGAUAUCAUUGAAGCUAUCCAAGGUUUAAUACCUCUUGCUGAGAGGGCUAAUGAUCCUAGAGUGCAAGAUCUUCUUUUGGGAAGCAAUCUGUCUGAUAGGUUGGCAUUUCUGCUGCAACGUAGAGAAAUCGAAAACAACCAAGUGAGGUCUCAGACUGCCUUUCUGGUAAUGAAAUUGGCCUGCACCGGAGGAGAGCCAUACGUCCGCAGGUUCCUGGAGCUUGAUAUUGUUGAUGAGCUCAUUGUGAUGAUGCAGUCCUCCACUGAUGACCUACAGGAUUCAGCAUACCAUGCUCUACAUCAGAUUGUGUAUGCAAAGGGAGGAUCAGUAGUCCUGCAGAGAUUUUUAAAACGGGGAACUAUAGAAAAAUUAGUCAAUCUACUCGACCGUAAGUGUGUUAAGACGAAGGAUCUUGUGGUGCAACUUCUGGUAGACAUUGCAGCGGUUGGAACCAAACCCUGCAUCGAAAGAAUGCUCUCUUCCAAAGUCAUUGAGAAGCUUGUUGCCCUCGAGGAAGCAGGUGAGCCUUUCAGUGGAGCAGUGUCGAGAUACAUCCAUGGAUUGAACAUGUGCGAGAACAUCCAGUCUGCUGAGAGAUCAGUGAUGAAACAACAUAUUAUGAGGAAAGUGAGAUCAGCAGCGAGAGGGCAUAAUCUGGAGAUGGGUCUAGUUGCCUCUGUGGAGGCCUGCAUUUCUGAAGGCACAAAAGGAGCCAGCAGUAGCAGGAGAAAAAGAUAGCCUUUUGGUGCAAAACAUUGCGCUGACCCAACGGAAGCUGAUACAAGUUUGCCAUGAAGGCCUAAUGCUGGCCUUGCAUUGGAGUGACAAGCCAAUUCUUGUGGAACUGGACUGCUCAAACUAGUGGACUCACUCAUGGAGAAGUCCCAGGAUCGGUCAUCACUCACACACCUCAUUUCGGGUAUUAAAGCUUUAGUAGAUUUAUUUCCUAUAUAAAAGUGGAUCUUAUACAAAAUAGUGUUAGUCACUGUCUCGCGAAAAGGAGGAACUGAUACAUGGUGUGGCCCGGGUCUCCUGACUGUUUGGUUCAGGUGCUUGAUCAUGACCGUCUUGUAAUCCCUAUGGAGUUAUAAAAUCUUAUUUUACCCGCAAAUAAAAACUCCAUACCAGUAUUUCUUUUUCAGUAAA